UAACUUCCCUUGGACAUUUCCGCCAAUGUCAUGACAACACGCGUAAACUCCCGAUAAUUUAAUUUUGUCAACACAUGGAAAGGUGACAUUAUUUGUUUACAUUUUGCAGCCCACAAGCCAAGCCAGUAGAAUGCCACAUUUGAAGGAGCCGAAAGAGAAAGAACCCUUAUGGAAAGAGUGGGAUUAUUUAGCACAGAAGAAAGGCAUCCGACACACUGUUUAUUCUGUGAAUGGUGAUCAAUUUACUGGAGAAUGGCUAGACAAUAAAAAAGACGGUAAAGGUACAUACAAGUGGAAAGAAAACGGUGCAAUCUAUGAUGGUGAUUGGAAGAAAGGGAAGAGGAACGGGUUUGGUACAUACAGUGUUCCUAAACCUAAUAAUGGAUAUAGAAAAGAAUACUCGGGAGGAUGGAAAAAUGAUAUGAGACAUGGUUAUGGUACACAGUUUUAUGGUGAUAAUGAAUACUAUGAAGGGGAAUGGUAUGCAGAUAAAAGAAGUGGAUGGGGUCGCAUGUACUUUAGUGAUGGAACAAUUUAUGAAGGAGAAUGGUUUGAUGAUCAAAGAAAUGGACAAGGAAUGGUUAGAUUAACAAAUGAAAACCGUUAUGAAGGGUCAUGGAAAGACGAUAAAAAGAAUGGUCCUGGUAAAUUUUUCUACCUGACAAAAGGACAGGUAUAUGAAGGUGUAUGGAAAGACGAUAUUGCUAAGUGUGGCAACAUGAGAGAUUUUGACAGAGAAGGAGCACCUGAACCUACUAAAUACCCUAUACCUGAUGUUAAAUUAUUAAAUGCAGAGUCAGUAUUACAAGAAGCUGAAGAACAAUUUUUACAAGAUCAUGAUUAGGACCCAAAUAUAAUAUUGUAUUUCGUUACUGCCAAAUGAUCAGAAAUAUGCUGCAUGAUAGAACCAGAAAUUGAUUAUGAUGAAGUCAGAAAUGCUUGUAAAUUAAGAUGUAACUCCAAAUAUUUUUUUAAUUUUUAAAUUUGAGAUAAAAUUUACUGUCAAUGAAUUCGCUGUUUCAUAAUCUAAUGCAUUCAGGGUAAUAUUUUCAAAAUCAUAUAUCAAAACGUUGUGAUUGGUUUCUAACGUUUUUAACAAUGGAAAUUGGACCAAUGAUGUACCGUUAUUUUAUUUUGGCGUACAAACAAUAAGAUAACCCAUAGUAAGAUUAUAUAUUUCACAUUAUUUUAAGAAGCAACAUAUAUAUCUGUCAAUUUUAAUUGUUAUUUCAAGUUUAUCAAAGUGUUACGAUUUAAAAUAUUUUCUAGAACCAUUUGCCUUUUCUCUUUUUCUUGAAUUAAGCUCACUCCUAUUUAUUUCCAAUACAGGAUAAAUUUUAUGUGUAAAAAGGAAAACUUGGAGCAGUUUAAACCUCAAAAAUAUCUCCUUAAAACUGAGUUUCUGCAUACUCAAAAUGACCUUAAGUUCAUUUAACAUUAAACAAAGCAUUUAGAUGUAAAUUGAUUACUGAAAGGCAAUGUAACCUCAGGUCCUACAUUCAUAUGAUAAUCAUAGAGUUUUUUUUUAUAAUUGUAUGGAUCAAGGGAAAUAACUUUAACUGACAUCCGUUUUUACUCUUGAGGACUUGAGUUCCCGUAAUAAAAACAAAUCAUGAAGUCUCUUAUUUGUAAAAUGUUUGUUUACACUGAGGAGACAUUAAAACUAUAUCAGCAUGGUUGGUGAAACAUUGAUUGGACCUUUGUUGAUUAUUCAAAUAUGAUUGUUAAAAGAAACUUAUUUUACACAUUUCAAAAAUUUUGAAUUACUUCCCUUUAGUAACAAUUUUUUGAUUUAUUUACCAAAAUUUAACUUCAGAAAUUUUACAUUUUAAACAAUAUCCAACAAACUGUAAGUUUCAAAUAUCCUUGAUGAAAAAAAAACACAUUUCAGCUGCUAUACCUACUAUUUAUUUUUAUUGUAUGUAUAAGUUUAUUAAAUGAAUUUAAAUGUUUUUCAGAGGCCUUUAAAUGAGAAGUUAGGGCUGUUCCAGAAAAUACUAUGUCCCCCCCCCCCCAGGGAAGGCCAUUUUUUUUAAAUAUUAUGUGGGUGGUUGUAUUUGAAAUACCGAAAUGCAAAGGGAGUGCUGUUCUAAUUAAAUUUUAUUUCUGUGGGUGGUGGGGGUUAAAAAAAAGUGCCGUCCCUGGGAGGGACAUAGUAUUUUCUGGAACAGCCCUUAAGGCUAACAUUUGUUUUUUAUUAUGUAAAGAAAUAUAAAAGGAUGAGUGCUAAUUUAGGUUAAUAAAUGACUGUGAUAUGUUUGAAUGGGUUUAAGUAUGUUUAUAUGAGAAUGAUGUAUUAAAAUAUUGGUAUACAAAA
Messenger RNA from Mytilus trossulus (common blue mussel), 2317 nucleotides. Its product is annotated as MORN repeat-containing protein 3-like. The record is from RefSeq and is a predicted model, not a curated record. NCBI's taxonomy places the organism in Eukaryota, Metazoa, Mollusca, Bivalvia, Mytilida, Mytilidae. Bases 131 to 844 code for a protein of 237 amino acids. The transcript has 5 exons.